Molecule: messenger RNA, 2385 nt
Organism: Galeopterus variegatus (Sunda flying lemur)
Lineage: Eukaryota; Metazoa; Chordata; Mammalia; Dermoptera; Cynocephalidae
Gene: DCAF12
Product: DDB1 and CUL4 associated factor 12
Exons: 9
Coding region: 502-1863 (453 amino acids)
Cellular component (GO): Cul4-RING E3 ubiquitin ligase complex
Molecular function (GO): protein binding
Source: RefSeq, a predicted model, not a curated record
ACAGUCCCUUGGCCCCAGCUCGUCCAUCUCCAGCCGCCGCCAAACGACCGUUGGAACCGGGCGGGUAGCGACUCGGUAACAGCCAGGAACUCUUCCCCUAACCCCUAAAUCCCGCCCUUCUCGUCCAGGCGGCGUCGCCGUGACGACGUGCUGCAAAGUGCGGCUGCGCAAGGGUGACGGAGCGCGGGCGCAGGGGAGGGAGUGUUUUGGUUCUAGCCGCUCGCCGUCUUUGCCAGACUCGGUUGUCGGGAAGCUUCUCCUUCCUGCUUCCCCUUCCCUUUCCCGGCCCCUAUCCUCCCUCCCUCAUCCCUUUUAUCCCUUUUGUCCGCCUCCCUUUAUUUUAUUUAUUUAUUUAUUUUACUGCCUCCCCGGGUCUGGGCCAUUUCCGGGCCGGGCGCACUAAGGUGCGCGGCCCUGGGGCCCGGUAUAUGACCCGCUGUCCUGCUACCCCUCGCUUCCCCCGCCCCAUGUGGCUGCGGGGCCGCGGUGGCGCUGCCCACUAUGGCCCGGAAAGCAGUUAGCAGGAAGCGGAAAGCGCCCGCCUCGCCAGGAGCUGGGAGCGACGCUCAGGACCCGCAGUUUGCCUGGGAUCACUCGCUUCACAAAAGGAAAAGACUCCCCCCAGUGAAGAGAUCCUUAGUGUACUACCUGAAGAACCGGGAAGUCAGGCUACAGAGUGAAACCAACUUCUCUCGAGUGUUACAUGGUUAUGCAGCACAGCAACUUCCCAGUCUCCUGAAGGAAAAAGAGUUUCACCUUGGGACCCUUAAUAAAGUGUUUGCAUCUCAGUGGUUGAAUCAUAGGCAAGUGGUGUGUGGUACAAAAUGCAACACGCUAUUUGUAGUGGAUGUCCAGACAAGCCAGAUCACCAAAAUCCCUAUUCUGAAAGACCGGGAGCCUGGAGGUGUGACCCAGCAGGGCUGUGGUAUCCAUGCCAUCGAGUUGAAUCCCUCUAGAACACUGUUAGCCACUGGAGGAGACAACCCAAACAGUCUUGCCAUCUAUCGACUACCUACACUGGAUCCUGUGUGUGUGGGAGAUGAUGGACACAAGGACUGGAUCUUUUCCAUUGCAUGGAUCAGUGACACUAUGGCAGUGUCUGGCUCACGUGAUGGUUCUAUGGGACUCUGGGAAGUGACAGAUGAUGUGUUGACCAAAAGUGAUGCAAGGCACAAUGUGUCACGAGUCCCUGUGUAUACUCACAUCACUCACAAGGCCUUAAAGGACAUCCCCAAGGAAGACACAAACCCUGACAACUGCAAGGUCCGGGCGCUGGCCUUCAACAAUAAGAACAAGGAACUGGGAGCAGUAUCUCUGGAUGGCUACUUUCAUCUGUGGAAGGCUGAAAAUACACUGUCUAAGCUCCUGUCCACCAAACUGCCAUAUUGCCGUGAGAAUGUGUGUCUGGCCUAUGGUAGUGAAUGGUCAGUGUAUGCGGUGGGCUCCCAAGCUCAUGUCUCCUUCUUGGAUCCACGGCAGCCAUCAUACAAUGUCAAGUCUGUCUGCUCCAGGGAGCGAGGCAGUGGGAUCCGCUCAGUGAGCUUCUAUGAGCACAUCAUCACUGUGGGCACAGGGCAGGGCUCCCUGCUGUUCUAUGAUAUCCGAGCUCAGAGAUUUCUGGAAGAGAAGCUCUCAGCUUGUUAUGGGUCCAAGCCCAGACUAGCGGGGGAGAAUCUGAAACUAACCACUGGCAAAGGCUGGCUGAAUCAUGAUGAAACCUGGAGAAAUUACUUUUCGGACAUUGAUUUCUUCCCCAAUGCUGUUUAUACCCACUGCUAUGACUCGUCUGGAACGAAACUUUUUGUGGCAGGCGGUCCCCUCCCUUCAGGGCUCCAUGGAAACUAUGCUGGGCUGUGGAGUUAAUGACAACACAUUCUCUCCCAAAAUGCAGAGAUUUACACUAACUUUCAUCCUCAAUUUCCUUGUUUCUUCUUUUGAUUUUUUUUUUCCAAUUGUGUGAGGCUCUCAUAUUUUAGCGGGAACACCAGAGUUUGCCUAUGCCUUAGGCACUUUAUAGGAAGAAGCUCUGUACAGGAAUCUGAAGGGUUUCUUUCUCUUUUUUCCCUUUUGGUAAUCAGAAUUUUACUAUCCUUUUUUCUUUCUGGCUUCUCAACCAAACAUUGUUGCUAAUCCCUAUUUGUAUUUUUUCUUUAAGUGACACACACUCUCCCCACUCUGGCUUCUUUAGACAUAGUCAUUCUCACCCUUACUUCACUCUUAAGAGGUAGGGCUCCUUUAUAAUUAUGUGGUUGCUAUCAGACUUUCUGUGAAAGUUUGAGAGCCGUGUGUGUGUGCGUGUGUGAACUUGUGUGCCUGUAGGUACUAUGUGUCACGGAAAUUACCUGGAGUGAGGAUUACUUGUAAUUAAAAUAUUUAUAAAAGAAA